AUGACUUCCGCCAAUCCUCACCAUGUCAUCGACGACGACGACGACGACGACGACAAUUUUGAUUGGGAAGCGGCGGCGAGAGAAAUCGACGUGGUUUACCAGACCAAGGCUUCAAAGCCCUCCUCUACUUCAGACCAAUCUUCCCAUUUUGCCCCUCCUCCCAGUAACAUUAACACCCCAGUGCAAAAUCCGAUUGCCCCAAUCCCUGGCAACAAGAAGAAGGCCGGCACUUCCCGGCAGAGCACCCUUGACAAGUUUAUCGGCAGGCCUCCACCAGAGAUUCGAGAUGUCGAAGAACGAAACCUGGAUUGUAGUGAGGGUGAUGGGAGGGUGUCCUGUGUUCCAAUUGAUGCUGAGGCAGCUAAAACUUGGAUGUACCCAGUUAAUUUUCCUCGGCGUGACUAUCAAUUUUCUAUUACCCAGACUGCAUUAUUUUCAAAUACAUUGGUGGUACUGCCAACUGGACUUGGGAAAACGCUAAUUGCUGCAGUUGUUAUGUAUAACUAUUUCAGAUGGUUCCCUAAUGGAAAAAUAGUCUUUGCUGCUCCUUCUCGACCACUUGUUGUGCAACAAAUACAAGCGUGUCAUAAUAUUGUAGGAAUACCACAGGAAUGGACAAUUGAUAUGACAGGUCAGACAAGUCCUACGAAAAGAGCUUGCUUGUGGAAAACUAAACGAGUUUUUUUUGUUACUCCACAAGUGCUGGAGAAGGACAUUCAGUCUGGCACGUGUGCAGUAGAAUUCUUGGUAUGUUUGGUGAUUGAUGAAGCUCACCGAGCAUUAGGAAACUAUUCUUACAGUGUUGCAGUUCGUGAGUUAAUGGCUGAACAAGUGCAACUGCGAAUUUUAGCUUUGAGUGCAACACCGGGAUCAAAGCAGCAGACUGUCCAGCAAGUUAUUGAUAACUUAUAUAUAUCAACACUUCAAUAUCGCAAUGAAGACGACCCUGAUGUCAAACCAUAUGUCCACAACAGGGAGGUAGAGUUGAUUCAGGUUGCAAUGGGUCAAGCUGCUGUUGAGAUAGACAAUAAGCUCUUGGAAGCAAUGCAUCCAUUUGCAUCCAGGCUUUGUGCCAUUGGAGUUCUCCCAACUCGAGACAUUCAGAAUUUAAGCCCUUGUCUAUUACUUAAUUCAAGAGAGAAAUUUCGUCAAGCACCUCCAGACCUCCCCCAAAUUAAGCCUGGAGACAUUGAAGGUUUCUUUGGAGCACUGCUUACACUUUACCACAUUCGUAAACUAAUAUCAAGCCAUGGAAUAAGGCCAGCAUAUGAAAUGCUUGAAGAAAAAUUAAAACAAGGGUCUUUUGCAAGGUAUAUGAGCAGGAAUGAAGAUAUUUGUAAAGCAAAGCUCAUAAUGCAGCAAAGUUUGUCACAUGGUGCUCCGAGUCCCAAAUUGUCCAAAAUGUUAGAAGUACUGCAUGAUCAUUUCAAAACAAAUGAUCCACAGAAAUCAAGGGUUAUAAUUUUCUCAAAUUUUCGGGGAAGUGUCAGGGACAUAAUGGAUGCAUUAGCAAACCUUGGCAAUUUAGUCAAAGCUACCCAGUUUAUUGGUCAAAGUUCAGGGAAAACAUUAAAAGGUCAGUCACAAAAAGUUCAACAAGCUGUUUUGGAGAAAUUUCGUGCUGGUGGAUACAAUGUCAUUGUUGCCACAUCUAUUGGUGAAGAAGGCCUGGAUAUUAUGGAAGUUGAUCUGGUUAUAUGCUUUGAUGCUAACGUAUCACCAUUGAGAAUGAUUCAACGCAUGGGGAGAACUGGAAGGAAGCAUGAUGGACGAGUUGUAGUUCUAGCCUGUGAAGGGUCAGAGUUGAAGGGUUACCAUCGUAAGAAAGGAAACAGUAAGAAUAUGAUGAAACACAUGCGAAAUGGGGGAAUAAAUAGCUUCAAUUUCCAUUCUAGUCCAAGGAUGAUUCCUCAUAUUUUCAAACCUGAAGUCCAGUUUCUUCAGUUUUCAGUUGAACAAUUUAUUCGUCGUGGAAAGAAAGUUAUUGAUGAUAACAUUGUUCAGACACCUGUGAUCUCAGAAACGUUAACUGUAGCUGAGACUAACUUAAUUGCCAAGUAUUUCCACCCUCAUGGACUUACAUGGAAGCCGUCUCUUAUUGCCUUUCCUCACGUUCAAACGUAUCCGUCAAGAGUGUAUAAAGUAAUGCAUUCACGUCGGACAACAAUGCUGAUUGAUAUGAUGCAAUGUUUGCAAGGACUAACGUUUUCUAGGGACAGCAAUAUCUCCCUUGUUGAGGAUGAAUUCUAUGUAAAGGGAAUUGACACUACUGAGCAACAUGUCAUUGACAGUGCUGAACAUCAUGAGAACAACAGACAAGGUUUUCUGAAUCUUGAUGAUUCUUUAGAGAAACAGUCGGAAAGAAAAGUACUGGAUUCUGAAUUAUCACCUACUAGUACAUUGAAAACCAAGGAGAAGCAUUACAAACUUAAUUUCCCUGGUGAAAAUCCUUAUGAGCACUCUUACCUCUUUGAUUCAGAUGUUGUAAAUGUGGAUGCUUCCGGAAAGGUCUUAAUCAUGUCUGUUCCUGUAUUUCGAUGGAAAGACUUAUCACAUUCCAUGUUCACAAGUGAAAGUAGUAUGAAGUUGGAUAGCUUGAAGCAAAAUUCUUACCAUGGAAGGACGUCAGAUGAAGACCACACAGAACUAGCUACUCAAGGUGGUGCCAGUGGAGAUGUUAAAACUAUUCAGAUGAAAAGCAUAAAGUAUGAGAAUUCACUUAGCUCUAGAUUGUGCAAGUCCGAAAUCUGGAUGGAGAAAACAUUGAAUGGGGCCGAAAAAAUUCCUCGAACUACAAUUUUGAAGGGAGAUUUGUUAAGUAAAGGAGAUAGUGUUUCCGACACACCUGAUGUUCUGGAAAACAAGGCAUCAUUGUUGCUCACAGAUGAAGACAAUGGUAUUUCGAGAGAUGGUGAGCUCAGUCCACGGCUUACUAAUUUAAUGGAAAGUGGAGUUGUUCCAGAGUCUCCUAUCAACACUAGCGGACUAUCAAAUAACUCAAAUGAGUAUGCAGUUCCUGUCCCUGUUUCACCUGCCCAGUUACAUCCUGCAAAUAGAGAAAAAGUAAGUACGGAAAACAAUGCCUGUGGAGGAAAAGUCUCUGUUUCUUCUAUGGAUACUGAAAUUCGAACUCCAUUCCAUAACAAGCAUAGUAGUGCCAGUAUAAGAGGCUGUACCUCCGCAUCACCAAUUAGUGGAAGAGCUAAUACUGUUUUAGCUGACCUUACAAACAAUAGUUGUGGCAAAGAUUGGAAUUUAAGUUCUGGAGACAAGUCGGAAAGUGUUAAAGAGGCACGCAAGUUUAGAAGGUUGUGCAAAGUCGGGGAUCGUUGGAGAAGUAGGAAUCGAGAAAACGUGACAAAUAAUGUGGGGUCAACAAGAAACCUUGCUAGAUCAUUUUCUAAAACUGGUUCACUCCAUUCGAAGCACAAUAGAGGUAAAAAGAAUUCAAUUGAUGAUGUAAGGGCCUUCAUCGAGGAGGAAGCUGAGGUAUCUUCAGAAGCUGGUAUGUCUGAUGAUGAGGAAGAUGAUCAAGACAACUAUUCAAAUGAUAGUUUCAUAGAUGACAGAAUAAAUCCUACAGCUGCGGCUACUCAGUCUGCAAGUGGUGGAAAUGAUAUGAUGGCAAUAUACAGGCGUUCAUUGCUCACCCAAUCACCCAUGGGGAGGCAGCCAGUUAGUUCUGCGGUAUAUUCACCUGAUUCUGUGGCAGCGACAACGAGGACAACCGAAACUGGAAGUUCCUGUGGCAAAACAUCGUUCUCUCUCCAAACGCCCCUAAGUGACGGUACAAAUCAAUCAACCAGGAUGGAUUCAAAGUCCUUGGAAAUGAACCGGGUAAGGGUAGACAUACCUUGUACCGGUGGUGUUUCCCCAGAAUACGAGAGAGAUGUUGAAAGCCGCAAAAGAAAAUUGAGCUGUCAUCAUUCAAGAUAUCCUGCAGUCAACUUGGAGCGAGAAUUCUCGCUCGAGUCAGAGGCUGCAGGCAGAGACUUGCAGCGCAUUGAUGCAAACGAUGACAUGCUUGACGAUCAGUUUUUCGAGGGUCUUGAUCUUGACGCAAUGGAAGCGCAAGCUACAUUGCUUCUUAAACAGAAAACAGAAGCGCCAAGGCCGCAGGAGCAGCUUCUGGUUCCCAAGUUGUUCGAGCCGACAUUUGAUCUUGGUAUAUAAUAAACUUACAGGAAACACAUCUAACUGAUAUUGUUUCUCACUAAUUGAGAUUGUUUAUCCAUGAUUGGUUGCAAUUUA
Molecule: messenger RNA, 4251 nt
Organism: Pyrus x bretschneideri (Chinese white pear)
Lineage: Eukaryota; Viridiplantae; Streptophyta; Magnoliopsida; Rosales; Rosaceae
Product: DEAD-box ATP-dependent RNA helicase FANCM
Biological process (GO): double-strand break repair via synthesis-dependent strand annealing; replication fork reversal; interstrand cross-link repair
Molecular function (GO): 3'-5' DNA helicase activity; four-way junction helicase activity; four-way junction DNA binding
Source: RefSeq, a predicted model, not a curated record